Vanessa atalanta (red admiral) is the source of this 1401-nucleotide messenger RNA. Its product is annotated as adenosine 5'-monophosphoramidase HINT3-like. The record is from RefSeq and is a predicted model, not a curated record. The transcript has 3 exons. Gene Ontology annotation, molecular function: catalytic activity. NCBI's taxonomy places the organism in Eukaryota, Metazoa, Arthropoda, Insecta, Lepidoptera, Nymphalidae. Bases 192 to 734 code for a protein of 180 amino acids.
GUGAGUGUAAUCCUACUUUAAAAGUAUGUUUUAUUAAUUUUCUUUUAUGUGAAAAAUCAGCACAAGCUCAGAACUUGGCACAAUUUUCCCGAAAUCAGAUGUAUAUUAUAUCUUAUUUUCUUGUAUAGAUAACGAGUAAUUUUUAAUUACAAUCAACGACCUUUGUUCUGUUUAAUAACACUAUUCAUGACAUGACUGUAUGCUUACCAACAUUAACUUCAGCAAUACUACGAAGUGUCAAGCUGAAAACGUCAUUUUGUAAUCGUUUGACAGUUCUGUAUCCCAAAUUUUACGUUACAAAUACUAUGAAUUCUCAAAGUACAACGGUUGAGAAAUCCCCUUGCGUGUUUUGCAAUAUAGUUAAUAAGUUAGAGAAUACAGAAAUAUUGUAUGAAGAUGACGAUGUUUGUGUUUUUCGGGACAUUAAACCAGCUAGCGAUUAUCAUAUACUGACUGUGCCGAAACGUCAUAUAGAAGAUGCGAAGUCCUUGCAACCAGCUGAUAAAGAACUCGUUGAAAAGAUGCUUUCCAUAGCAAAAGAAAUGCUGCAAAAAAACAAUUUGUCACUCGAUGAUGCAAGGUACGGCUACCACUGGCCACCAUUCAGAAGCGUCAGACAUUUGCACCUUCACACCAUAGCUCCUCAAUCCAAAAUGGGGUUGAUCGGAAGAAUGAUUUUCAAGGAAAAUUCAUAUUGGUUUGUUUCGCCGGAAUAUGUUGCUUCAAGACUAUGAAAAUGUAAUUAUAUUUUGUCAUUAUUAACAGCAGCUUAAAUUUUUUUAACUUUGGUGUUGAAAUGGUAAUUUAGUUGUCGGUAUAGUUAUAAGUUUUAUUAUUCUGUAAAUAAAUUCUGUAAAUUUGUAAAGUAUGGUACGUAAUCUUGACUGUGUUACUGAAGAAUAUGCAAGAAGUUUAUUCCAAUCGAAGAAGGAAUAAAAAUACUCGAACCACAGAUUUACGUACACCAUGUGAUUAACUAAUUGCUCUUUGCAAAUAUAUUGACAAGCGACGAUUUAUAUUGUAAUGAUUUUUUUUUUUGGGCUUGUAAUAGAUUUCAUGAAAAGCUCUUCUGUAAUACAAAAAUGGUAUUCAUAUCGGCAUGAUUUAUUUCAAUUGAUAUGUACGCUUCGGGUUAAAGUGUGAUUAGUGACUGAGCCAGUGACACAGCUGAUACAGACACAAGGAACGUAACAUUUCUUUGAUUUUAUAUAGUUUCGGUUAAAUUUUUAACUCUCGCAGUGCCAAGGUCAUAUGGUGAAUGUGACUAAAUAAAACAAUUGCCGGAAUCUUUGUUUUAACAACACGUAACGAAAUAAAAACAAUUUAUUUUUUCGCAAUUAUUCAUAAGUAAUGAUAUUGUUAUGUAGUUCAAAUUAUUUAUUAAAUUUGUUUUAAUGGUAA